CCUAUCUAGAGUCUGUGCUUUCUUGCUAUGCAGAGUUCAGGAAAUUCCUGAUAGGUUGUUUUGGGGGCACUGCUGCCUAGAUGUUGCUGCUGUGUUCCGGAGGGAAAAGAAGGCUUCUCCCCAGGAGCCUCCCAGCCUUUGCAGUAACUACAGACAGGAAACUUAAAAUCUGAGCUUACUGAGUUAAGGCCGGUAGAAGAUGGGAUACCUUGGCAGAUAUGGAGGGAUCAGGAGUUAUCUAGGCCUCUGCCCAUUGCCCUAGGCCUUUGUAAGAUUCUCUCACAUAGUUGUGUCCCUGUGGCUUUGCUGCAUCCCUGUGUACUUUGUCCCGCAACCAGAGCAUGGGCUGAGUAGAGGAAACGGGAAGAUGGGGUUGGACCAGGAUGCUGCUGAGCACUCAGGCUCCAGGCAGGGCCAGCCGGGACUGGGUCUUGGAUGGUGUAGAAAGAUAGAGCUGGAAGGGAGAUUGCAGAGAAGAAGGAAGAAGGAAGGAAAGCAGGGCCACGACACAGAGCCUGGGGAGGGGCCAUGGUGCCAAGCCAGUUGUGGGGGAGACUGGAGAAGCCGCUUCUCUUCCUGUGCUGUGCCUCCUUCCUCCUGGGGCUGGCUUUACUGGGCAUAAAGCCAGACAUCGCCCCUGUUGCUUAUUUCUUUCUCACCUUGGGUGGUGUCUUCUUCCUUGUCUGCCUCCUGGCCUGUUCUCUGGAAUGGGGGUACCGAUCAAGGCAGACGGAGAGCACAGGGGCCUCAGGCAAUGCACGUGACAAUGAAGCCUUUGAGGUGCCAACCUAUGAAGAGGCUGUGGUGGAAUCACAAUGCCGCCCUCAGCAGUCCGAUCAACCACCGCCCUACAGCAGUGUUGUCAUCCCCCCAGGACUUGAGGAAGGACAGCCUAGCCACCCAGAGGGGCCCGAUAGAGCCAGAUUGGAAAGGCGAGUGGGCUCAGAGGGAUCUAUGACCCCACAAAACUCUGGAAGAGUUCCAGUCAGCCUUCGGCUUCGGGGACCCCGGGUCACGUCCACUGUCCCUGAUCUGCAGAGCUUGGGGGUGCCCCCCAAAUUGGAGCCCCUGACUCCUCCCCCUGCCUAUGAUGUCAGCUUUGGUCAACCUGAUGACAAUGUUUUCUUUGAAAACAACUGGACGCCCCCUUAAAAGACUUUCCUGCGAUCUAUCAUCUCUGCACCAGACCCAUUCAUGAACUCGACCAGCAUUUCCCAGGGCCUGCGAUGUGUCAGGGACUGUGCUUCUGCUUAGGGAACUGAACGCAGAACAGAGUCGGUCUGUCGUGCACCUUUUCCAGCUGAGAUGUACUCGGCACAAUUUGAGUCUUAAGGUUAACACUGAGUCAGCUACCUACCCCAUAUCCGAUAUUUCCAGAGUUAGACGGCGAGAGGCUGAUCCAGACAAUCUGGAGAAGGAAGAAAAGAAAAA
Molecule: messenger RNA, 1431 nt
Organism: Canis lupus familiaris (dog)
Lineage: Eukaryota; Metazoa; Chordata; Mammalia; Carnivora; Canidae
Gene: TMEM139
Product: transmembrane protein 139
Exons: 4
Coding region: 529-1152 (207 amino acids)
Source: RefSeq, a predicted model, not a curated record